This is a messenger RNA of Balaenoptera acutorostrata (minke whale), 853 nucleotides long. It is a transcript of the gene PSME2, whose product is annotated as proteasome activator subunit 2. Gene Ontology annotation, cellular component: nucleoplasm; cytoplasm; proteasome activator complex. Bases 87 to 806 code for a protein of 239 amino acids. Gene Ontology annotation, biological process: regulation of G1/S transition of mitotic cell cycle; positive regulation of endopeptidase activity; regulation of proteasomal protein catabolic process. The record is from RefSeq and is a predicted model, not a curated record. The transcript has 11 exons. NCBI's taxonomy places the organism in Eukaryota, Metazoa, Chordata, Mammalia, Artiodactyla, Balaenopteridae. Gene Ontology annotation, molecular function: endopeptidase activator activity.
GGGGGGCGGGCCUGGACGUGGGGAGUGAAAGCGAAAGCCCAGGCGGUGAACAGGGAGACCGGAGACCUAGCAGCAACUGGAGCAGCAUGGCCAAGCCUUGUGGGGUGCGCCUGAGCGGGGAAGCCCGCAAACAGGUGGACGUCUUCAGGCAAAAUCUUUUCCAGGAGGCUGAGGAAUUCCUCUACAGAUUCUUACCUCAGAAAAUCAUAUACCUGAAUCAGCUCUUGCAAGAGGACUCCCUCAAUGUGACUGACAUGACUUCUCUCCGGGCCCCGCUGGACAUCCCCAUCCCAGACCCUCCACCCAAGGAUGAUGAGAUGGAAACAGAUAAGCAGGAGAAGAAAGAAGUCCCUAAGUGCGGCUUUCUCCCUGGGAAUGAGAAGGUCCUGGCCUUGCUUGCCCUGGUUAAGCCAGAAGUCUGGACUCUCAAAGAAAAAUGCAUUCUGGUGAUCACAUGGAUCCAGCAUCUCAUCCCCAAAAUUGAGGAUGGAAAUGACUUUGGGGUGGCAAUCCAGGAGAAGGUGCUUGAGAGGGUAAAUGCAGUCAAGACCAAAGUGGAAGCCUUCCAGACAACCAUUUCCAAGUACUUCUCAGAACGUGGGGAUGCUGUGGCCAAGGCCUCUAAGGAGACCCACGUAAUGGAUUACCGGGCCCUGGUGCACGAGCGAGACGAGGCAGCCUAUGGAGAGCUCAGGGCCAUGGUGCUGGACCUCAGGGCCUUCUAUGCUGAGCUUUACCAUAUUAUAAGCAGCAACCUGGAGAAAAUUGUCAACCCAAAGGGUGAAGAGAAGCCAUCUAUGUACUGAGCCCAGGGUUAGAGGGGAAAUAAAUGACCUAUACUUUGUGUGGAUAA